Archocentrus centrarchus (flier cichlid) is the source of this 1332-nucleotide messenger RNA. Its product is annotated as bone morphogenetic protein 1. The record is from RefSeq and is a predicted model, not a curated record. Bases 33 to 836 code for a protein of 267 amino acids. Gene Ontology annotation, molecular function: zinc ion binding; metalloendopeptidase activity. Gene Ontology annotation, biological process: proteolysis. The transcript is spliced from 10 exons. NCBI's taxonomy places the organism in Eukaryota, Metazoa, Chordata, Actinopteri, Cichliformes, Cichlidae.
GAAGCCUCACUUGUGUCCUGAUCUGACACAAAAUGCUGCAUCUACUCUUUGUAGCUCUUGUGUGUGCUGAAAACCUGAAAGAUGUGUACUGCAGGCCUCUGCUGGAAGCCAAACGAGCACUUAAGAAUGACUGGCUAAUCAAGGCGGUGCAUUACAUGGAGGAAAACCCAGAAACUUUAGAAGAGCUGAUGGACAAAAACUAUGAUUUGGCAGAAGGGGACAUGGUGCUUCUGAGUGACAGGAAUGCAGCGGGCAGUAGUUGGCCAACACUGGAGAUACCAUAUGUCAUUAGCCCAGAUUUAGCUAGUCGCACAGAUGAUGUUCUCUCUGCCAUGGAGAUGGUGUCCAAGCACACCUGCCUAUCCUUCCACAAGCGAACCAUUGAGCAAAACUACCUGCUCUUUAAAAGCAGCACCGGUUGUGCGUCAUAUGUGGGCUUCAAGGGUGGUGAGCAGCCUGUUUUUGUCGGGCCCCAGUGCAUUGUGGGAAACAUUGCUCAUGAGAUUCUUCAUGCUCUGGGUUUCCACCAUGAACAUACAAGGAUGGACCGUGAGCAGUACAUCAUCAUUAUUCACAGUAACAUCAUGCCAGGGAUGGAGAACAACUUCAAAACACAAGAGGGUGAGACCUUUUCUCUGCCAUACGACAUCACCUCCAUCAUGCACUAUGGAAGGGAUUUUUUUUCAGCAAACAGCCUGCCCACCAUCCUCCCGAAGCAGGAUGUGAAGGAAAUGGGACAGAGAGAGAAACUGACCAAGACCGACAUCGAAAGGGUUCGACGGCGCUACAGCUGUGACUCCCUAAAACGAACUGGGAGGGAAAGCCUGGGAAUGUGAUACUCGGUACCACUGAGUCUGAGAUCCACACUUCUACCAGUGCAGUUCCAGCUGCCUUCCUCCAGCUCCAGAACAAAGUCACCAGAGGGCCCAAUUACACCAGCAGACAAAGUAGCCACCACUGACCCACUUAUUAAUAAAACACACAAUCCAAGAGCUGAUGGAUUUUUCUCCACUGCUCAAACUAAAAUACUGUUCCUCUUUAACUGAAAUCUAUGCAGAUGCAUUGUAUUGUAUUUCUAAGGCUGAUUGGUUUGAGCUCUGUCACAAACAACCUUGAUGAUCAGACAUGCCCAUUGAACUUACUCACUGCCUGUUAUCAGCCCCAGCCACCAGUAGGUGGCCCCCUAUACCUGCUAGCAGGCUCUGUAGGCACUCCUUACCUCAGAGUGGUGGCUGUUGCUGAAAUGAAAUCUGCAGUGUUUCAAGUUUAUACAAGGCAAAAAGAUACCGGGGGGGUGACAAAGCACAAUCCAAAUGACUUUAAACUGCCUUC